Messenger RNA from Zymoseptoria tritici IPO323, 1266 nucleotides. RefSeq lists its product as uncharacterized. Bases 1 to 1266 code for a protein of 421 amino acids. The transcript is spliced from 2 exons. The record is from RefSeq and is a predicted model, not a curated record. NCBI's taxonomy places the organism in Eukaryota, Fungi, Ascomycota, Dothideomycetes, Mycosphaerellales, Mycosphaerellaceae.
AUGGGAUACGUUCAGCUCCCUGUUUGCAGCAAGGGAGCGACUGAGCCGAGUACAGAAGAGGCGAGGUAUUCCAAGCCCACCGACCACCCUGGAGAGUUCUACGAUGAGUCAGGGAACAUGAACAAGACGAAAUUCUACGACUUCUUCUUGAAGCAUAUCAAGACAAAGCCUGCAAAAUGGGACGACCCCGGAGACUGGCUCGGGCGGAUCCACGUCGACACAGAAUUGCUUCCUCCGGCGCUACAAGACCGUCCGCUCGACUAUUUCGCCAGCGAUUCGCCAGAGCUGCCAAUGGCGCAAAGGUGUCUCGAGCAUUUCAUUACUUUGACCGCCCGCGGGCGCUCCAAGGACGAGCAGCGAAGACAAUACUGCAAUGAACAGAACCUGCCAGGAAGCAGAGCUCUGAUCUGGCUUUUCCGGGACUACAACUCGGCGGAUUUGAGCAUCAACUUCGGGUUCUUGAAAGCUCUAGUCCAUUGCAUGGUCGCCGAGGGGGCCGAGAGCCACAUCUGGUCCUGGUUGAAGAUACCACACAUUCCUACGGUGCUAAUGCCGCAAGAAGGCCGUGAUAGGAUAGCCUGGCGUGGACCAAUGCUGCGUUUCCUCGUGGAGUCGCAGGCAUACUGGGCCGAAGGAGCCGACGGUAUCAAUGCAGCGCUCCGCAGUUUCGAGUACACAUGGAGCUUCGACGUACCCUUCCUAAAAGCUUGGCAGGAGGAGCAAAGCCCUCUAGCGAUCACAAAGGAGCUUGCUGGGGUUUGGAUUCUCAAGCAGCUGAUGUUCAAGGGUGCGAACACCACCGCAGAUGUCCAAUUGUAUGAUCGAUUCAUAUGGAGGAUAUCCUCAUGGACUCAAGUCUUCUCAGGCCGGCUUAAUCGCGCCGAUCUGCAUCGGAAGCAUCCCUCCCGGCCCACGGCAUUGCCAGCGUUGGAGUUCAUGCGGCACUAUCAACAGAUAGAUCCGCGACCCGGAUACGUCCACGAGCUAUUUCAAAGCUGGGGCGGCUUCGCGUUUCUGAUCAACUCUGCGAAAAUGCUUGAGCAACAGGGAUACGAGCAAGAAGCCCGCUGGAUGCUUGACAUUGGCCUUCUGGAGAUGCCGAACUAUUUCAAGCCCAAGGCUCGCAAUGAGGAAAAGACCAGAGGCAGCUUCUUCGGUUACAAAGCCGGCAAUCCAGGAGAAAGGCGACCAGUCCCCAGCGGCAACAAUCGUCAAUUUAUUCAGAGUGCAGCACUGAGUGACACGACAGGGCCGCGCAUACGCUGA